Molecule: messenger RNA, 2712 nt
Organism: Hirsutella rhossiliensis
Lineage: Eukaryota; Fungi; Ascomycota; Sordariomycetes; Hypocreales; Ophiocordycipitaceae
Product: PIF1-like helicase domain-containing protein
Exons: 7
Coding region: 1-2712 (903 amino acids)
Biological process (GO): telomere maintenance; DNA repair
Molecular function (GO): DNA helicase activity
Source: RefSeq, a predicted model, not a curated record
AUGCCUGCCAUCUGGAUCACUGUCAACCCCAACGAUAUCAACAACCCGGUCAAGAUGAGGCUCUCCAUCCACAGGCUCCACGAGCAUGACACAGCAAAGGAACUGCUAGCCGAUCUCCGGGGAAGAUAUGAUAGGAUCGCCCUCAGCACCAUGGACCCAGUUAGCGCGGCCAUCUUCUUCCAUCGAGAAAUCUCGCUGUUUUUUGAGAAAUACGUCAGGACGGGCCAAGAAUCGAUUUUCGGAAAGAUCAGCCAUUACUACGCCACAGUCGAGACGAAUGACCGAGGCAGUCUGCACUUGCAUGGACUGCUCUGGUUGGAGGGUAACAUGCAGUUGCCUUCCCUGGUCGAUGAUAUGGCAAAGCCCGACGAGGAGGGAUACCGUGCCCAAGUGGUUCGGUAUCUGGAUUCGGUCUUUAACGAAUGCUUAGACGAGGAAGCUGGAAAAGCUGUCCGAAAGGAGAGAAAGCCGAUUGAUCCGGUCGAGGGAAUGAUGCACAACACCGAGGCUCUCGCAGCAGUCUUUGACAAGGAGUCUAAUUACAUUGCGUACUGUUGCCAGGUUCACUCGCACACCUACACAUGCAUUAAGUAUUCUCUAAAGGGACUCGUCGGAGAUGGCGCGCAUAAGCAUAGACUGACGCCUUGUCGAUUCAAGGCGCCUUGGAAAAUCGUCGAGGAAUCCGGAUUCACAGAAGAUGGCUUGCUCAAGAUCCGGCGGAACCACCCGCUUGUCAACCGAUAUAAUAAAGCCAUGGCAGUCGGCCUCCGUCACAACCACGACGUCUCGAUGAUCUUGACGAAAACCAAGGGACUCGCCAUGGUAUUUUACAUCACAAACUACGCCACCAAGUUGGACACGCCCAUGUGGAAACGCCUUGUCUUCGCUGCUGAUGUUCUUCGACAGCUUCGUGAAUCUGCCGCGUUGAGGGGUCCAAAUCUUGCCGAACAGGAUGCCCAACGCCAGGCUGUGGUGAACGAGAGUCGUCAGUUUCUGGCCAGUACGCAAACCGACGCCGAAGAGCCGUCGGAGACGGUACAAUUCCGGGAAAGUGGCCGGACUUUAUUGUGCCUGGAUGCCUACGCCUACCGAGGCCCGGUUCUGAGGGACGUAUGCCUCUAUGACUAUAUGUCUAUGAUUACCCUGGAGCGUCGCCGUGGCCGAGAUGAGGAUGAAACCCGUAUUGCUCUGGAAGGUCCUCCAGAGUGCUACGGAUGGAUCCAAAAGCUUCGACAGCCCCCCGAGUACGCGGUGCCAAUCUUUCAGGGAUUCAUUAGCGACGACCAUAUAGACGAGCACCCGGUGUAUUUCAAACGAAACUCGGUUCUCCACCUGGCCUUGUUUGUACCAUGGGAAAACUUCCUCUCCGAGACGCGCGGUGAUAUCACGGGCAUAUGGAGGAACCAUGCAGCUACCCUCUGCCCCCGCCUGAGAUCCCGUGUCGCAAACAUCUCCCUCCUCAGAAAAUCGGCUGAGGAUGCUCUCCUGCAAAGUCUGAUCCGAGACUUUUGCCAGGAGAACCCGACACAAGAGGACCGGCCUGUCAUCCAACGUCACUACGAUUUCUAUCAGCAGAUUCGCGCUCGUCAGGACAGCCUCUUGUCUCGGUGUCCGAUUCCUUCUGCAGAAGAUGUUCAGGCGGCGGCGAAGGCCCAGGACAUGCUCCAUCUCCGGAUGCUCAAUGAGAUGGAAGGCGGCGUCCAAGGUGAUACAACCUCCAUUGGCGAUGCGGACACCGACGAUCUGCUUGUUCGGCAGUGUGACGCGGACAUCCCCAUUCCGAGACAACUGGAAGACUCGGCCGUACAGAGACCUCGGAUGGUUGUUGAGGUAGGCUCCAGCAGAGGAUUUGUGGAGUUGGGACUUCUUGCCGCCUCUAGCUACACGCUCAACGAUCUGCAGAGCAUGGCACUUCAACUUCCUCCAAUGUUCUCGGAAGCGAAAAAAUGGAUGUGGAAGCAAAAGUUGGCUCUCGUGAUCGACGAAGUGAGCAUGCUCGGGGGAGCCACUCUAUUCAACGCCAACUGCCGCCUCCAGGCCCUCCGUGACUGUCCUGAUAAGCCAUUUGGAGGUAUUCCUAUUGUUCUCUUGAUGGGGGACUUCUAUCAGUUCGCCCCCGUGCUUGAGGCGACCAUUGCUCACCACCGUGGCCAUAGUCUAUGGCUGAUGUUCAAGACUGUCAUCCUUCUCGAGGAACAAGUCCGCGCGCGAGACGAUCCUCAGCUAGGCGCUCUUUUGGACAGAGUACGCGCUGGAACACAGACGAUAGAGGAUCUUGACUUGCUCAACACCAAGCUCGUGGACCGCUCCCAAAUCACGUUCAAGGAUGACUUGCGCGCUAUAACACCGCUCAAUCGCAACCGAUGGAGCCUUAACAUGGAAGCCGUGGUAGAUUGGGCCCGCUUUCACCAGAGACACAUCUCAAUCUUCGUCUCGGCCCACACCUGGCGCAGUCGAGCCUUAUCCCAGCAGGAGGUGGCUCAUACCAUCGAACAAGGCGACAACUCAAACUGCAAGAUCCCCGGGGUUUUCUUCUACGCCCAGGGGAUGCCUGUAGUUGUCAACAAAAAUACGUACACCGGCUUAAAAGUUGUGAAUGGGGCCGAGUUCACCGCCGCGGACGUCAUUCCCGAUACAAAAUCCCCGGGCUACCAUCUUGCGGACGACGUUACCAUUCACUUUGGUCCGCCACUAGGCAUAUUCUCAAGGUAA